AUGGCCGACGAAAUAGAACAGAAGUUGGCUCCUUUGCGACUUUUCGUAAAAGAUAGUGGCGAUCUCGUGAGAAGGUUGAAAGAAGAAAACGCUCCGAAAAUCGAGAUCGAUCGAGCCGUCGUUGAUUUGAAAGCUCACAAGAAGAAACUUGAAGAGAUGGAAAUUGCACUUGCUCCAAAAGAAUCGAAUUUUGACCGCGGGAAGUUGGAUGAUCUGUUGAAGAGGCGUUUCUUCUACGAUUUGUCAUUUUCAAUCUAUGGUGGUGUCACUGGACUUUACGACUUUGGGCCAAUGGGUUGCGCGCUCAAGGCCAACAUGAUCAAUGAAUGGCGCAAGCAUUUCAUCCUCGAGGAAGGAAUGCUUGAAGUUGAUUGUACGUCAUUGACUCCAGAACCAGUUCUCAAAGCUUCGGGACACGUUGAUCGCUUUGCUGAUUGGAUGGUGAAAGACGUCAAGACUGGAGAAUGUUUCCGAGCGGAUCAUUUGAUUAAAAACGCAGCCGAGAAAAUGCUGAGUGAUAAGAAGGUUUCCGAAGGAGUGAAGAAAGAAUUGAGGGAUCUGUUAGCUCUCUUGGAAGGAUAUGACAACAAAGAUAUGCAAGCAGCUAUUGAAAAAUUCAACUUCAAAUCGCCUUUGACUGGAAAUGAUCUUACUGAGCCGAUUGCCUUCAACCUUAUGUUUCCAACACAGAUUGGUCCUACCGGUGAUUACAAAGCAUUUCUUCGCCCUGAAACCGCUCAAGGCAUAUUUGUUAACUUCAAACGUCUCCUGGAGUUUAACAUGGGACGAGUUCCAUUUGCAGCUGCGCAAAUCGGAAAUGGUUUCCGCAAUGAGAUUUCGCCCCGUCAAGGCUUGAUUCGUGUCCGCGAAUUUACAAUGUGUGAGAUCGAGCACUUCGUCGAUCCAAGGGACAAAUCUUGUGCUAAAUUUGCGAAGGUGCGCAACUAUCCACUUCGUCUCUUUUCGGCCGAAAAUCAAAUGGGCGGGCAAUCGGCUUUUGAAAUGACUAUUGGGGAAGCUGUUGAUAAGAAAAUCGUUGACAACGAGACUCUUGGAUAUUAUAUCGCUCGUGUUCACAUGUUCUUGGUGAAGGUUGGAGUUGAUCCACAACGUCUUCGUUUCCGCCAACACAUGGGAAACGAAAUGGCUCAUUAUGCUCAGGAUUGUUGGGAUGCGGAAAUUUUGACGAGCUAUGGGUGGAUUGAGUGUGUCGGAAAUGCGGAUCGUUCUUGUUACGACUUGCAACAACAUUUCAAGGCGACGAAAGUCGAGUUGGUCGCGCAAAAAGAUUUGCCUGAGCCCAAGUCAAUCGAUGUUUGUUCUCCUCUUCCAAAUAUGGGUCUCAUAGGAAAAACAUAUCGAAAGGAUGCUCAGAAGAUUAAUGCCGCUCUGGUUGGACUUGCUUUUGAUGUGGCCGUGGGGUUAGAAAAGGAGCUCGAACUCAAUGGCAAAAUCACACUUUCUGUUGAUGGUGCGCCAUUCGAGUUGACUACCGAUAUGCUCAAAUUCAAGCGAGAAACCAAAACGGUGCACGUUGAGGAGUUCACUCCUUCAGUCAUUGAGCCUUCAUUUGGCAUUGGGCGUAUCAUGUAUUCCGUUCUGGAGCACUCAUUCCGCCAGCGAGAGGGAGAUGAGCAACGAUCGUUCCUCGCUUUUCCACCACUGGUUGCUCCUAUCAAAUGUUCAAUUCUGCCAAUUUCAUUUAAUCAACAACUUGUUCCAAUCAUUGAGGCGGUAAAGGAGUGUCUUCAAUCUCAUGAAAUUUCAUGCCGCGUGGACGAUUCGUCUGGGUCAAUUGGUCGUCGCUAUGCUCGUACUGAUGAAAUUGGUAUUCCGUUCGGCAUUACUGUGGAUUUUGACAGUGAAAAGAAGCCAUGGACUGUUACAUUGCGGCAUGCUCUAUCAAUGCGCCAAGUCCGCCUCCAGGUUGAUGAGGUCGGCCCGACAGUUGAGGCUCUUGUGCGUGGGCGUCUUACUUGGGAACAAGCCGAAGAGAAAUUCCCUCGAUUCGAGAGCAAGGCCGAA
Mesorhabditis belari is the source of this 2025-nucleotide messenger RNA. NCBI's taxonomy places the organism in Eukaryota, Metazoa, Nematoda, Chromadorea, Rhabditida, Rhabditidae. The record is from the annotation of a GenBank genome assembly.